AUGGGUGACAUCGGCACGCUCCCGGAGCGCGAGGCUCUUGCUCUUCGGACUCUCCCAGCAAUGACAUUGUCCUAUCCCUCCAAUCCGCUCACAGCAGCCCCUCCGUCACUCUACCCCACCCUUUCUGCCGCCGACCGCGCUCUCGCCCGCUUUGCCGUCAAAGGUAAUGCCAUCAUCACCGGCGGCGCUGGAGUUCUCGCUCUAGCCUCUGCUCGCGCUCUCCUUGAGCAUGGGGCAAGGGGCGUUGCCCUCCUCGACCUCGAAACCACUCUCGCAAAGUCCCAACCUGCCAUUCAGCUUCUCCGCUCCGACUUCCCUGCUGCCCGUAUUGUCGAUCUACCUUGCGAUGUCACCUCGGAAAAUGUACCUCUUAUCAUACGGGACGCCGUCGUCGCUCUCAACACGCCCCAAGGCGAUGUAGAUCCAUCCUCGUCCGAAUGUGCCAACCCCAGAAUAUCCAUGCUCCUCUGCUUCGCCGGCAUGGUCGGCUGCGUGCCCACCAUCUCCAUGUCAUCCAGCCAAUGGCGCAAAAUCAUGGAUGUAAACCUGAACGGCGCGUUCCUGUGCGCGCAAUCCGCCGCCAAAUACAUGAUGCCACCUCCCGACCAAAACUACAACGACGGCUCUCUCAAUCCAGAGCUCCCGGGCGGCCGCAUCAUCUUCAUCUCCUCCAUGUCCGGCCACAUCGUCAACUUCCCACAACCUCAGGCCGCCUACAACACGUCCAAAGCCGCGCUCCUGCACCUGAAGAACAGCCUCGCGACCGAGUGGGCGCAAUACGGCAUCCGCGUCAACAGCAUCAGCCCCGGGUAUAUGGACACGGUGCUGAAUGCGGGCGACAAUCUGAAAGCGGUCAGGGAUCUGUGGGCGAGUCGCUGCCCGAUGGGAAGGAUGGGCGAUGUGGAGGAGUUGACGGGCGUGGUGGUGUUGCUCUGCUCCGAGCGCGCAGGCGGGUAUAUCACCGGUGCGGAUGUGCUUGUUGAUGGGGGCACGACGUGUUUCUGA
This is a messenger RNA of Endocarpon pusillum Z07020, 1005 nucleotides long. RefSeq lists its product as uncharacterized. The record is from RefSeq and is a predicted model, not a curated record. NCBI's taxonomy places the organism in Eukaryota, Fungi, Ascomycota, Eurotiomycetes, Verrucariales, Verrucariaceae. The coding region runs from base 1 to 1005 and encodes 334 amino acids. Gene Ontology annotation, molecular function: oxidoreductase activity, acting on the CH-OH group of donors, NAD or NADP as acceptor. The transcript has a single exon.